Messenger RNA from Lycium ferocissimum, 2139 nucleotides. RefSeq names its product DEK domain-containing chromatin-associated protein 1-like. The record is from RefSeq and is a predicted model, not a curated record. Gene Ontology annotation, molecular function: DNA binding; histone binding. Gene Ontology annotation, biological process: chromatin organization; regulation of double-strand break repair. Bases 162 to 1853 code for a protein of 563 amino acids. The transcript has 11 exons. Gene Ontology annotation, cellular component: nucleus. Lineage: Eukaryota; Viridiplantae; Streptophyta; Magnoliopsida; Solanales; Solanaceae.
CGCCAUUUUUCCAAAAGAAAUUUCCCGCAAAUUUUGCAGUUCGUGACACAUAUGGUCCAACACGACACACUACUCCUCUUAUGCAACUGCUCUCCUUCACAAGAAUAUUUAUUUUCUCUCUUUAAACACACAAAGCAAAAAACCUACAACAGAUCAAUUCCAUGGCGGCCGAGAAAGAAACCCUGGAAGAGAAAGAAACAAUCCAGCAAGAAGAGAAAGCAAAACAGAAUGGCGAAGUAGAGAAAAAAGAUGAAAAGGAAGAAAGAAAAGUUGAAGAUAAUAAAGAGGAAGGGAAGAGUGACGAUGGGAAUUCCCCAAAAACACCGGGUUCCAGGCCCACAAGGGAAAGGAAGACAGUGGAGAGGUAUUUUGAGUCUUUGGCUGCUAGAGGUUCUGCAACUAAGCCUUUAACAAUUGACAAGGGUCAAGGUACUCAGCUGAAGGACAUCCCAAAUGUGGCAUAUAUGUUGUCCAAGAGAAAAUCGGAUGACAACCUGCAGACACUUCACAGUAUCCUUUAUGGCAAGAAAACAAAGGCACAAAAUGUGAAGAAAAACAUAGGGCAGUUUUCUGGAUAUGUUUGGGUCGAAAAUGAGGAAAAACAGAGGGCAAAAAUCAAAGAGAAGCUUGACAAGUGUGUCAAAGAAAAGCUACUGCUUUUUUGUGAUAUACUCAAUAUCCCAAUUAGUAGAUCUGCAGCAAGGAAGGAUGAGCUCACCGUCAAGUUAUUAGACUUCUUGGUAUCUCCUCAUAGUACGACCGACUCGUUGCUUGCUGAGAAGGAACAGAAGGGUAAGAAGCGAAAAUCGAAGGGCAAAACUUCCAAAAGCAAAGGUUCUGCAGACAAAGCUGCAGCAAAGGUUAGGGAGAAGCGCAAGAGGUCGCCCAAAAUAGAGGAAGAAGAAUCUGAUGACGAACUAUUGAGUACCAGAGAUGAAUCCGGGGAUGACAAUGAUGAUGAGGAAGCCAAUGAAGUAGGAAGUGAUCAGGAAGAGAGUGGUUCAGAGGAAGAGGAAGAGAAACCAAAGAAAAAGAAGUCUAAAGGGAAAGAAAUAGGAAGUGAUCAGGAAGAGAGUGGUUCAGAGAACGAGGAAGAGAAGCCAAAGAAAAAGAAGUCUAAAGGGAAAGAAGUAGGAAGUGAUCAGGAAGAGAGUGGUUCAGAGGAAGAGAAACCAAAGAAAAAGAAGUCUAAAGGGAAAGAAGUAGGAAGUAAUCAGGCAGAGAGUGGUUCAGAGAAAGAGGAAGAGGAAGAGAAACCAAAGAAAAAGAAGUCUAAUGGGAAUGUUUCUUUAAAGAAGGAUUCUGGAAAGAAAGUUAUAGAGAAGCCCAAGUCUGUGAAAAAGGAUAACCCUGCUAAAUCCCCCAAAAGUUCGACUAAAUCUACCAAAGUGUCUUCAAGCACAGCUUCCAAAAGAGGUGCUUCUGGUGCUGCUUCACUAGCAUCACCUAAGAAACAAAAAGUUGAAAAGAAAAGUCAUAAAGAAGAAAAUGGGACUGUGAAGGAAAAUGCUUCAAGCAAGAAACAAUCAACCAAGUCUCCUGUUAAGGUUUCUGAGAAGGAAGGAAAAGAAAAAAGCAACAAAAAGGCCAAGGCAGAGCCCAGCAAUGAAGAAAUUCAUGCAGCAGUUGUAAAUAUACUGAAAGAAGUGGAUUUUAAUUCGGCAACUUUAUCUGAUAUCAUCCGACAACUAGGUAGCCAUUUCGAUAUAGAUUUGAUGCAUAGGAAAGCGGAGGUAAAGGCUAUAAUCACCGAUGUAAUAAAUAACAUGAGUGAUGAGGAAGAAGGGGAUGACCCUGAGGCUGGGGAUGAAGAUGAUGAAGAGAAAAAUGAAGGUGAUGAUAGUGAUGCUUAGUUUAUGAGUCAAGUAUAAGGGAUAGUGAUAUGGUACCAUACAGCUCGUUGGUUGUUUUCAUUUAUAAUUUUAGUUGGAUAUAACUUACAAGAUGGUGGCCCCAAUGGGUUGGUCUGUAAGGCAUUUCUUUUAUCUUUGCUUAUUCUAUAGUUAACCUUUGAAUUUCUUUUAAAGCAAACAUUCUACCAUCUGAUGCUGAACUCGUAGUUUUCAAUUUGUUGUGUUUAUGUAAUUUAUGUAAAACAAUCAAAGUUGACAAUUGGUCAGAUGUAUGGUAUGGCAAAAA